Messenger RNA from Protopterus annectens (West African lungfish), 6137 nucleotides. It is a transcript of the gene PC, whose product is annotated as pyruvate carboxylase. Gene Ontology annotation, biological process: pyruvate metabolic process; gluconeogenesis. The coding region runs from base 133 to 3690 and encodes 1185 amino acids. Gene Ontology annotation, molecular function: ATP binding; pyruvate carboxylase activity; metal ion binding. Gene Ontology annotation, cellular component: cytoplasm. NCBI's taxonomy places the organism in Eukaryota, Metazoa, Chordata, Ceratodontiformes, Protopteridae. The transcript has 21 exons. The record is from RefSeq and is a predicted model, not a curated record.
GUAAAACCCGGACAAAUCGCGGACGUUUUAAAAACCGCCCGGACGCCUGGACAGGAGCACAAAAACCGGACGGAUGGUAAGCCUACACAUGUCCAUAGUGAGUAACAGAUAAGGGUCAGCCCUUGCUGUUGAAUGCUGUUUGCCAUGUUAAAGAUGUUGCAACUGAGAUUUAUAAGAGGGGGCUUAAGCUUCCUGGGAGUAAAACGCAUAUCUGUCAUUAGUGCUGCCUACCAGAGUACUCAGAGGGUAGAGUACAAACCCAUCAGAAAAGUUUUGGUGGCUAAUCGAGGUGAAAUUGCAACUAGAGUAUUCAGAGCUUGCACAGAACUGGGAAUCCGUACUGUGGCUGUUUAUUCUGAGCAGGACACUGGUCAGAUACACAGACAGAAAGCUGAUGAGGCCUACCUCAUUGGCAAGGGGUUAGCUCCUGUCCAGGCCUACCUGCACAUUCCAGACAUAAUUAAAGUUGCAAAGGAAAAUGCAGUUGAUGCAGUCCAUCCAGGUUAUGGGUUUCUUUCUGAACGAUCAGACUUUGCUCAGGCCUGUAUCGAUGCUGGGGUGCGAUUUAUUGGCCCAUCCGCUGAGGUUGUGAGGAAGAUGGGGGACAAAGUUGAAGCACGUGCAAUUGCCAUUCUUGCAGGUGUUCCAGUUGUUCCAGGCACUGAUGGUCCCAUCAUGUCAUUUAAAGAAGCUCACGAGUUUUCCAAUACUUACGGCUUUCCAAUCAUCUUCAAGGCAGCUUAUGGUGGAGGAGGCAGAGGAAUGAGAGUGGUGCGAAGCUAUGAGGAACUUGAAGAAAAUUACCAAAGAGCGUACUCUGAGGCACUGUCAGCAUUUGGAAAUGGUGCUCUCUUUGUUGAGAAAUUUAUUGAAAAACCACGACAUAUUGAAGUACAGAUACUUGGUGACAAAUAUGGAAAUGUGGUACAUUUGUAUGAACGUGACUGUUCUAUCCAGAGGCGACACCAGAAAGUUGUUGAGAUUGCCCCAGCAUCCCAACUGGAUCCCCAGCUUCGAGACAGAUUAACGGCAGAUGCUGUCAAGCUAGCAAAGCAGGUUGGAUAUGAGAAUGCUGGUACAGUAGAGUUCCUGGUGGAUAAGCAUGAUAAACAUUACUUCAUUGAGGUCAACUCUCGGCUUCAGGUUGAGCACACAGUGACAGAAGAAAUCACAGAUGUUGACCUGGUGCAUGCUCAGAUUCAUGUGGCUGAAGGGAGGAGCUUGCCAGACUUGGGACUGAAACAGGAUAAUAUUCGUAUCAAUGGUUGUGCUAUCCAGUGCCGAGUUACAACUGAAGACCCUGCGCGAGGUUUCCAGCCAGACACUGGACGAAUUGAGGUCUUCAGGAGUGGAGAAGGAAUGGGCAUUCGUUUGGACAGUGCAUCGGCAUUCCAGGGUGCGGUCAUUUCACCUCACUAUGACUCUCUGUUGGUUAAGGUCAUUGCUCAUGGCAAGGACCACCAGACUGCUGCUACAAAGAUGAAUCGUGCGCUGGCAGAAUUCCGAAUCCGUGGUGUUAAGACAAACAUACCUUUCCUACAAAAUGUGCUGAGCAACACCCAGUUCUUGCAUGGUAUCGUUGACACGCAGUUCAUUGAUGAGAACCCAGAGCUCUUCAACUUGAGACCUGUACAGAACCGAGCUCAGAAGCUUCUGCAUUACCUUGGUCAUGUAAUAGUUAAUGGACCAACAACUCCAAUUCCAGUGAAGGUGAAGCCCUCACCUGUUGAUCCUGUGGUUCCGAUGGUCCCAUUGGGACCACCUCCCCCAGGAUUCAGGGACAUUCUCCUGAAAGAAGGACCAGAAGGCUUUGCCAAGGCGGUACGCCAACACAAGGGUCUCCUUUUGAUGGACACUACAUUCCGAGAUGCUCACCAGUCUCUACUUGCCACCAGAGUCCGAACUCAUGACCUGAAGAGAAUUUCUCCUUUUGUGGCUCAUAACUUUAGCAACCUGUUCAGCAUUGAAAACUGGGGAGGUGCAACCUUUGAUGUGGCAAUGCGAUUUCUGUAUGAGUGUCCAUGGCGACGGUUACAGGAGCUGCGAGAAUUGAUCCCUAAUAUUCCAUUCCAGAUGUUACUGCGAGGUGCUAAUGCUGUGGGAUACACCAAUUAUCCAGAUAAUUCUGUAUUCAAGUUCUGUGAAGUUGCAAAAGAGAAUGGCAUGGACAUUUUCCGGGUCUUUGAUUCUCUGAAUUACCUCCCCAAUAUGAUCUUAGGGAUGGAAGCUGCUGGAAAAGCAGGAGGUGUAGUAGAGGCAGCCAUCUCUUAUACUGGAGAUGUAGCUGACCCUAGCAGGACCAAGUACACACUGGAUUAUUAUGUGAACCUUGCUGAAGACCUUAUGAAGGCUGGAACCCACAUUCUGUCAAUAAAGGACAUGGCAGGUCUGCUGAAACCAAAAGCUGCGACUUUGUUGAUUGGAGCCUUGCGAGACAAGUUCCCAGAUAUUCCGAUCCAUGUGCACACGCAUGACACGGCAGGAGCAGGAGUGGCUUCCAUGCUUGCAUGUGCGGCAGCUGGCGCAGACAUUGUAGAUGUAGCUGUGGACUCCAUGUCUGGAAUGACCUCCCAGCCCAGCAUGGGAGCUGUGGUGGCAUGUGCACAAGGAACUGACCAUGACACAGGCAUCCGUUUGGAGAAGGUGUUUGACUACAGCGAGUACUGGGAAGUAUGCCGUGGGCUUUAUUCAGCAUUCGACUGUACAGCCACCAUGAAGUCUGGCAAUGCCGAUGUCUAUGAAAAUGAAAUUCCAGGAGGACAGUACACUAAUCUGCACUUCCAAGCACAUAGUAUGGGACUUGGAAACAAGUUCAAGGAAGUCAAGAAAGCAUAUGCAGAAGCUAACAGGUUGCUUGGUGACCUUAUCAAGGUAACGCCAUCAUCGAAGAUUGUGGGUGAUUUAGCCCAGUUCAUGGUGCACAAUAACUUAACUCGGGAGGAGGUGGAAGAGAGAGCAGAUGAGCUUUCUUUCCCUUCAUCAGUUGUAGAAUAUCUACAGGGUUACAUUGGAAUUCCAUAUGGAGGCUUCCCUGAGCCCUUCCGUUCUAAGGUUCUGAAAGAUUUGCCUCGUAUUGAAGGAAGACCAGGAGCUACACUACCCAGCUUGGAUUUUACUAAAUUGGAGAAAGAGCUAAAGGAAAAACAUGGAGAUGAUAUCACACCAGAAGAUGUAAUGUCUGCUGCUAUGUACCCAAAGGUAUUUGAUGAGUAUAAGGAGUUCAAUUCCCAGUUUGGACCAGUUGAAUGCCUCAACACACGUCUCUUCUUGGAUGGUCCAAAGAUUGCAGACGAGUUUGAGGUGGAGCUUGAACGUGGUAAGAUCCUACAUAUCAAAGCCCUCGCACUGGGAGACCUAAGCAAGGCUGGACAAAGGGAGGUAUUCUUUGAACUGAAUGGACAGCUGAGAUCCGUCCUUGUCAAAGACACACAAGCCAUGAAGGAGAUGCAUUUUCAUCCCAAAGCUCUGAAGGAUGUGAAAGGCCAGAUUGGUGCACCGAUGCCAGGGCAAGUGGUGGACAUCAAGGUGAAAGCAGGAGAUAAAAUUGAGAAAGGCCAACAACUCUGUGUCCUAAGUGCCAUGAAGAUGGAAACUGUUGUAAAUUCACCCCUCUCUGGUAUAGUCAAAAAGGUUUACAUCAAACCUAAUAUGCAUUUGGAGGGUGAUGACCUUCUACUGGAAAUUGAGUAAAUGUCUUGUUAUAGAGAGGUGAAAUCUUUGUUCAUAUAUGCAAGCUUCAGUGAGCUUAACUCAUCUCCUUAGAAAUAGCACAUUUUGUUUACAUAUUUGUAGAAUGUUUUUGUCCAUGUUUUAACAGUCUGUUAAUUGUUGAACUAUUGUGUAUAAUAACAAUAUAUGUCUGUAAAAAGUAUUAACUGUCUUUCAAGGAAACUUAAGGAGUAUUCAAGGAAAAAUCAUGAAGUCUUAACUAUUCUAUCAUUUGUUUGUAUUGUGCAGAAGAAAGAUAAUUAGUAUAGAUGGGAUCUGAACAUUUUCCUCUCUAGCAUUUACAUUUCCAAUUUAAAAAUAGACAGACAUUACAUAUCAAUUAUGAGCAAGUUCAACUUUUUAAUGUAAAGUAUAACCUACUUUACUUUGAUUCUCAAAAAAUGUAUUUUGCCUAAACUUUCCAUUUGCAAACAUUCACACAUUUGCGUAUUACCAAAUCCAUAUGGAGAAACUCUUGUUGCCUUCUAAUUGUGGUCUUGAAACAGUGUGGGAAGCUGGCAAUAGAGACGAUAGUGUUAUGACAUACACUUUGAAUUACCACUGUUCACUAGCAGGUGCAUUAUGGGUAACACGGUACACACUGGCUAUGAACAGACAUAUACAACUGAAGAUUGCAGUGUGGCCAAAGGAAGAAAUAGGCGUCUGUCAGUUAUGUCUUACACAGAUUUAACAUAGAAACACUAUUAAGAAAAGCACUUUAAGGCUACACUACAGUUAAGAUUAAGAAUGUGUUGCUUAUUUUUUGAGAAUAUUCCUGUUUGUCGUAGAUCGUCUUUGUCUUCCACCCAGCUGGAUAUUUUCCCUACUAUCAUAGAUCUCUUGCAUAUUCAUUUUUUUAGGAAGUUGUAGAAAGGAUGUAAAUAAAAAUCAUAUGACUAGUUGAGAAGUCUUAAGCAUAAUGUUUUUAAUGCAGUGAAUUGUGAAAAUACCAAAAUAGCAUUGGACUGUGGCUGUGGUAGUGCUUCAGCUUUGGCAUUUGCACGAGCCCUUAAAACAGUAUUUGAUUCGCUCAUUUCUGUCCUUAUUUCAUUUUAUAACUGUUGAGUACUGUCUAGCUAUGGCCAGAGUAGAGGAAGUUGCUAAUCUGUAGGCAUUGUUACUUAGUUGCCUAAAUCUUUUAACUGUUUUGUGUUAAAAACAUAUGCCUCAUGUCUAUAAAAUUAAACAAAUUAUGAAGUCCACAAAAUCAGUUCAGCCCUUCACCAAAAUAGUUUAGCUGCACAGUAAGCAAGGUAUGUGAUUAUUUAAGUUCACUUUAUAUUUCUCUAUAGAUUGUAAUAAGUGUGAAGCUUCUUGAAGAAUUAAUAUAUUUGAUGUGCCAUUACUUUCAUCAAAGCGGUCACAUUGAUAGGGAUCGGACAUGAGGCCUUAGAUGGAUUCCUAUUUAUCACUUUUGAAGAAACUGCCUACAUUCACUGUUGUUUGAACAGUAAAAUAAGAACUUUGUCAUUCACGAGGUUAAAUGGAAACUUUAGUGCCUUGAUUGGCAGCAGUCCUUCUGGGAGUCUGUGUAUGAGACUCUGAUCUUCAGAGGAGUACACUGUCCUUAACUAGUUGUCCUUGAUGUGAAGGUCACAUGCAGAUUGGUGCAAUUUUUAAGUAAGUUCUGCUGCUUAUGAGUUUGCUGUCCGUUCUUAGUGCUAACAUCCAUCACUCAGCUACAUGACACACAAUUUUUCUUAAGUGCUUGUUUUGAUUUUUGAUUUAUAUGAACUGCCAGCCUUUUCUGCUAAUAUUUUCAACUGUAAACUUAGAGCAGUAGAUCUUUCUUGCUGUAUGUUUUGCAGCAGGCAAAUCUGUAUUGCCUCAUACUUUCUGAUGUAUUUUUCAUGGAGUAAAUUAGGGUGUAUUCACUGGAAACUAAAUUUCAAGAUGGCAAGGAAGAAUUAAUGUCCAUACAGUUGAAAAUGACUGCUUGAUUUCACUGUAAGGGCACUUUUGACAGUGAUGUUUGUAGCUGCUAUAGAAUCACUGGACAGUUAAAAUACAAGUGUUCAAGAUAAGUUACUCAACUACAUUGUCAUUUUGUUUACAAGUAAUUUAAAUUACAGGUUACUCAGAGGAAAACAUUAAGCGGAUGCAUUUGGUACAAAGAGUGUUUGAGAUAAGUUACUCAACUACAUUGUCAUUUUGUUUACAAGUAAUUUAAAUUGGUUACUCAGAUGAAAACAUAAAGCGGAUGCAUUUGGUACAAAGAGUGUUUGUAAGCCCUUUUCCUCAUCCAUUGCUGGUCAGUGCAGAGAAUAUGUAGCCUCUUGUGUACAUGUGCACUACAACCUUUAUUUGGUGGGGGAAGAUGUCUCAUACCUUGAUGAUGGUGAAUUUCUGUACAUUUUUUCAGUGCAUUAUUCUUAUUUGUAUCAUUGGAAAAUGGAAUACAGUUAGUAAUAAAGUAUCAUGUGACAUAA